AUGUUUUUAACCAGAACUGGUUUGAGAUUGCGACCAUUUGCCUCUGGUGCUGUUGGUCGGACAAGUUAUAUUAGAAACAACCACACUCAUUUUGACUCUCUAAAGUUUGUUACACAGCUUCAGGAGAAUGGGUUCAGCAAAGAACAGAGUGAAGCCGCUGUAAACGUCUUCAGCAAGGCCAUUAACGAUGGAAUUGACUUAUACGCUUCCAAUUUAAUUACCAAAGAAGUACUCUCGCGUCAGUCAUACCAGCAAAAAGUUGACUUUGCUAAGCUGAAGGGUGAAUUACAACUGAUCGAUAGGUCAGAAUUUAACAACAUAAGAACUCAACAUGAGAAACUACGUAAUGACCUUGAAAAGGUUAAACAAAGAUUGAAAGAAGAAGUCAACAAGAGUCUGUCUUCUGUCAGACUCGACUUGAAUCUUGAAAGAGGAAGAAUACGAGAAGAAAGCUCAAUUCACGACCUUAAAAUCAAAGAAACGGAUACCAGAAUUGACCAAGAAAUAGCUAACAUGAAGGUGCAAAUUGACUCUACAAAGACACAAGUCCUACAGUGGUUGAUAGGUGUGUGCACUGGUACGUUUGCUUUGGUUUUGGCCUACGUAAGACUACUAUCAUGA
Messenger RNA from Komagataella phaffii GS115, 621 nucleotides. RefSeq lists its product as uncharacterized. The transcript has a single exon. Gene Ontology annotation, cellular component: mitochondrion. Lineage: Eukaryota; Fungi; Ascomycota; Pichiomycetes; Pichiales; Pichiaceae. The record is from RefSeq and is a predicted model, not a curated record. The coding region runs from base 1 to 621 and encodes 206 amino acids.